Molecule: messenger RNA, 1949 nt
Organism: Lucilia sericata (common green bottle fly)
Lineage: Eukaryota; Metazoa; Arthropoda; Insecta; Diptera; Calliphoridae
Exons: 3
Coding region: 1378-1929 (183 amino acids)
Source: RefSeq, a predicted model, not a curated record
CGGCAGACAACCGAGACUCUGUACCAAUAUAGACGGGCAACUAAAAACAGCAGCCAACAACACCAGCAGCAGCAACCAACUAACCAACCAACCAGCCAGUCAAACAGCCGGAGAACAACCCCAACACAAUGCAGUGAAAAAAUACUCGAUACAGUGAAUUAAAAUGUUACAGUCAGUCACAGCCUUACACUCGAACAGGAAGGCAACCAAAGCGGCUGUUAUUUUUUUUUGAAAUAAAUCAAACGAUAUAAUGUAAAAAAACGUUUAUUUUCAAUUUAAACGCGAUAAUUUUUAUGGAAACGCGCGUGUUUUAAUGUAAAAAACGGCAAAAAAAAUUUUAUAAAUAAAGUGGCUUAAUACUAAAUACCUUAUUUUAAUGUUAGAUUUGGCUUAAAAAAACACAACAAAUUAUUAUGGAUUAACUAAAAAAAAAACAACAACUAUUAACGACAAAGCAAAUUAAAGUAGAACAACCAUUUUUUUCUUAAGCAACGAAUGAAUUUUCAAAAACGAAUGUUGGCGUUUUUUUUAAAUAAUUACAACAAUUAAAAAAUAUUUCAAAAUUAAGUGAAGUACAAAAAUUACAAAAGAAAUAUAAAAAAAAUAUAAAAUAAAAAUUUGUAUAAAAAAUUUAAAUUAAAAAAAGAAUAAUUUUUCCCUUAAGAUUUUUCAUCACUUCCAUCACAGAUUAUUACUCUCUAGACAGAGUUGAGUUUUUUAUCUGUUGAAAAUAUUAUUAUAAAUAUUAAUAAAAAAUUCAUAAAAUAAAUAAAACAAAGUGUUUUUUAAAUGUUGUUUUCUACUACUCAUUUUAUUUUCUAUACAUAUGUGUAAAAAAAGUGAAAAUAUUAAUUAUUGUCUAAAUAAAGAUAAGAAUAUUGUUUGCUUUGUUAUUUGCCAUUAAGUUUAUUAUUUAAUUUAAUAUUCAUAAAACAUGGCAAAAUAAUAGAGAAAAAAAUCUGGAAAAAAAUUAUUCUAAAAAAAUGUAAUUAAAUAAAUAAAAUAAUAAUCCUAGUGUUGUUAACAAGUUUUCCAUAAUUUAAAUAAAAUUGUUUUCCUAUAUAAAAACUAAAUACAAUUACAAAUUUGGAUAUUCAUCAAACUACCAGACAGACAUACUACCCUACAUAUAAGGAAUUUCUUUUUUGGAUUAUAUUUAAACAGAGAAAAAUCUAAAUAAAACUCGAUGAUUGUUUUAAAAUCAAUAAAACUGGAAAUUUUUAAUAUUAAUUUAAUAUCAGACACGUGAUAUUUUUAACAGAGCUAAAACUCUCCCCUAAAAAUAAAAAUAAAGUGAAAAAAAGUAAUUAAAAAUUAUUUUAAUUAUAAAUAACAGAAAAACGUCAGCAAAAUAAUAAAAACGACAAAAACAAAAAUAUGAUUGUAGAUAAAUCGGAAAAUAUGGGAGAGCAUGCUUGGACGAAGCUGCUCGACGAUAAAGAUAGUACAGGAAAAGGUGCUGUGAUUGUUAAAAUGUCCAAUAAAACCGAUAAUAGUCUCUUAAGUGAUGUACAAAAUUUACAAAACUCUAAGGAAACAAGUCCCCUAACCGGUGGCCUAAUCGACACUACAAAUACCACAAACACAACGACGACAGCGGUGACGGCGAGAAAAGUUAGUACGGGAGAUUUGGUGAGCAUGGAGACGGGCAAAGAUGGCGCCACUGAAUGUUUAACAAAAUUCACCAGAAAUGGCGAAGAGAAAAAUGUCAGUAUACAACGUAAAGAAUCAAUACUUGGUACAUUCCAUAGACAUUUAAGAAGAUCGAUAAAAGCGGUUAGUGAAUCACCGGGACCGAUAACAAGGUAUCGUCAGACACGUUUUAGUUCUCGGCGUGUACGAAAACGUGUGAUAUUCAAACAUGGUGACUGUAAUGUGGUACAAGGAAAUGUGGCCAAAAGAAGACGAAGAUAUCUACAGGUAAGUUAAAACACACAUACACACGAACA